Drosophila elegans is the source of this 1380-nucleotide messenger RNA. RefSeq names its product bifunctional peptidase and arginyl-hydroxylase JMJD5 (gene JMJD5). NCBI's taxonomy places the organism in Eukaryota, Metazoa, Arthropoda, Insecta, Diptera, Drosophilidae. Bases 1 to 1194 code for a protein of 397 amino acids. The transcript is spliced from 2 exons. Gene Ontology annotation, cellular component: nucleus. Gene Ontology annotation, molecular function: histone H3K36 demethylase activity. The record is from RefSeq and is a predicted model, not a curated record.
AUGGAUCCUCAGUUUUUGGAGCUGACGAAAUUGCUUCCCCGUUGGGUGGAUAUAGAAAGGGUUGUUCAAAAUGAAAUUGAGGCUCGUUAUAUACUCAAAAAGGCUAUUGAUUUCACGGAGAAACUAAAUUCCAGCGGAGAUUCCCAAGAAGAGGAGACAAGAUACCUUAUAGAUGCCCUGGUGGACAGGAAUUGGGAACGCAUUCACACAGGACACUUUAGCAAAGUACCUUUGAGUACAAGGAAGAUAUAUGCCAUAGGUUGUUAUUUCAAGAUUUUUUUCCUACUCCUGGAGAGCACAAGUCCUGCCCAAAAGGAGCUAUGCAGUGGGAUCCUGGAUGAGGCCCAACUUUUGGGUUGCACGGAGGAUUGGAGUGUACUGAAAGCGGCCUUAAUGGAUUACCUAGAUAAGGAAGGAUUGGGAAGUUCCGGAACUCUGCCCAUUUUGGAACCACUAAAACGAAUUUCCUGUACCUGUGAUAUACCCCAACUUGAAGCGCCCAGCUUAAAGGAAUUCCAAGCAAAGUGCUUUCAAAAAGGACAACCUACGCUUCUUUUAAACACAAUCAAACAUUGGCCUGCUUUGACUAAAUGGUUGGAUCUCAAUUACCUUCUCCAAGUGGCCGGAAAUCGCACGGUGCCCAUCGAAAUAGGAUCCAACUAUGCCAGCGAAGAGUGGUCCCAGCAGCUUGUGAAGAUUCGCGAUUUCCUGAGCAGGCAAUUUGCAGGAGAUAAAUCCAAUCAGGAGAUUGAGUAUCUCGCCCAGCACGAGCUCUUCUCCCAGAUCCCAGCUCUCAAGAAAGAUAUAUCCAUUCCCGACUACUGUUCCAUAAGCAAUGAGGAACCUCCGGGAACUGUGGACAUCAAAGCGUGGCUGGGACCAGCGGGAACCAUAUCACCCAUGCACUACGAUCCCAAACACAAUCUAUUGUGCCAAGUUUUUGGUUGUAAAAGAAUUAUACUAGCUGCUCCUUCUGAUACAGACAACCUAUAUCCCCACGAAAGCGAAUUUUUAAGCAAUACCUCUCGAAUAGAUGCUGCCCAUUUGGAUCUGGAUACCUAUCCACUGCUGGAAAAAGUCAAGUUCUACGAGUUGCUCCUUCAACCUGGCGACUGUUUGUACAUGCCACCCAAAUGGUGGCACUACGUGAGAUCUGAGGCCCCCAGUUUUUCUAUCAGCUUUUGGUGGGAGUAAUAUUGUGAAAUAAAUGAUAAAAAAUAUAUAAAUCAAAAUAUAUGAUUUGAAAUAAUAUCAUGAUUCGAAAUAUAUUGUUUUAGACUAUGACAGACAGCAGCAAAAAUAAAUUUUAGUCUAAACCGAAAAAAGUAGAGGUUCAAGAACAGUAACAAAGCUUAAUUUGUUUGCAUUAUAUCUUGUCUC